Molecule: messenger RNA, 1707 nt
Organism: Endocarpon pusillum Z07020
Lineage: Eukaryota; Fungi; Ascomycota; Eurotiomycetes; Verrucariales; Verrucariaceae
Exons: 4
Coding region: 1-1707 (568 amino acids)
Molecular function (GO): protein binding
Source: RefSeq, a predicted model, not a curated record
AUGGCUGAGGCUCUGGGCCUCGUCGCCAGUGGCAUCAGUAUUGCCUCGAUUGUUGCCCAAGUCAUCGAGUCUUCAAUCAAACUCAAGGCAUUCUGGAACUCGGUAAAGAAUGGGCCGAAUGAAAUCGCCAGCCUCGUCGACGAGAUCCAGGUACUAAGCGAAGUGACUUUGCAGUGGACAAGUCAUGGCACUGCUAUGUCGAGCGUUGAUAAUUAUAUUUUUCAAAGCCUAAGGCGCUGCCAAUCAGAGAUGGCAUCGCUUUCUGCUAUAGUGGACCGAUAUGAUCGCGAUCUCAAGAAAAACAAAAAGUGGUCGACGUUGAGAUUGGGCCUGAACAAGGAGGUCCUGGCAACGCAUCAAAAGGGCCUUGAAAGGGCAAAGACGACCCUUAUUAUUGCACAGCAACUCCAGUCCAAACCAACUACUUCACCCAGGCUAGGCAUUGAAAAGCGAAAAGCGAAAAGGCCGGCAAGAGUUUGGGUUCGACCACCAUCAUGGUUAACAAACAAAAUGUGGGCAAUCCAGGGGCACCGAGCCCACUCCGGAAUGAACUUGAGCAUACGCACAUAUAAUGUCGUUGAGAACCACGCUCCUAUUUUUCUGUAUGCCUCCACCGGUAACAUUCUAGGCCUCUAUGACCUUCUGCACAAAGAACCAGCGGAAGCAUCAGUGUAUGACUGCGACGAAACCGGCUGGACGGCUCUUCACUUCGCUGCUCAACAUGGGCAAAUUCGCGCCUGUCGUCUACUCCUGGAAAAUGGUGCAGAAAGCAACGUCCAAACCACGUGGGGAGCGACACCAUUGGGAUGUUCCAAUGAUUACGCAAGUUCUUGGAUUGACAUGGCCGACACCAACACGGUGCUGGAUCUUUAUCGGAUCUUCCUGAGCGACUGUGACCCUGAGGCUUUUCAAGAGGACAUCGAUGAGAGACUGCCACACACUUCCGGCUUCUCAGGCCCUCCUGGAGCACUUGAGAUACUCCUGGAGCAGCAGUGUCCCGACUACAGAAGCUGGUCUCUCCAGAAACGCUUCGAAUUUACAAUGAAGCUUGAUCGCUGGUGGGUGGCCGGAAUGACGUCGUCAGUCUUCCGAAAGGCAAUGGGGGAGGGGUCCAUCGACCCUGCUGCAUACCAUCUGUUCGAUCAAAAGAACGAAACGCUUCUGUUCUUCAUCCUGGAGCGCCUGGCAGUUGAGCAUGCUGCAAAGAGGACCGAAAAUCUCGCCGGCUGGCGUGGCUUACUAGCGGAUGCGGUCAAAGCGGGAACAGAUCUCGACAAAAUUUCUACUAGAUGGUUGCCGUUCCAUCGCUCGACACCCCUAUGUCUUUUCAUCAAGUGGUACACCAUCGACCACGGAGAAUUUAGGAAACACGGGUAUGACUUUACCGGGAUAGUGCGACUCUGGGUCACCGAGCUCAAGGACGUCGGUGUGGACCUCGUCCGGUACGGGGAGCGCCACCUGGCAUUGUUCAAGCAGGGAUGUUGCCGAAAGCUGUUUUUCAUAUACGUGGGAGUGCAGCGGAGUGGCCGAGAAUUCGACCCCAAAUUAGGCAACCUUGAACCAUGGCGUCUGAUCAACUUGAAAUAUGGGCCUUCCCCGGACGAUUGGGAGGUGUGGAUUUCUAACCCACGCGAUGAGUUCGCGGGCGAUUUCUGGCGUCUAGUAGAAGAGCCCGAGUUGAAGGUGCCUGGUUCAUGGGUGGAUUAG